This is a messenger RNA of Megalobrama amblycephala (Wuchang bream), 1490 nucleotides long. It is a transcript of the gene tslig2, whose product is annotated as linkage group 6 C2orf49 homolog. Lineage: Eukaryota; Metazoa; Chordata; Actinopteri; Cypriniformes; Xenocyprididae. Bases 46 to 741 code for a protein of 231 amino acids. Gene Ontology annotation, cellular component: tRNA-splicing ligase complex. The record is from RefSeq and is a predicted model, not a curated record. The transcript is spliced from 4 exons. Gene Ontology annotation, biological process: embryonic morphogenesis.
AUAAGAGCGCUUUUUCCUGCGAUCCCAGGAAAUGGACUGAGAAAUAUGGCGUCGCACAGGGGAGACAGAACGAAAAACCUCACAUCAAAUGCUGGAGAUGUUUCCAAAAUCGACCUUCUGCUUCACCCAGAGCUCCUUUCUCAAGAGUUCAUUCAGCUCAUGUUACAUGAGAGGAAGAUAGCAGUGGGUAAUCAUGAGGACCGUGACCAACUGACAGGUCUGUACCUGCGGCAUGUCCUCCCUCUCCCGCAGAGAGAUCUGCCCAGCAGCCGCUGGGGGAAGAGGAUGGAGAGGAGCAGCGCGCGGCAGAGCUGCACGAGCGCGCACAGUUCAAGCACUGAUAGUGGCAGGAAGAGGCCGUUGAUUGUCUUUGACGGCAGCUCUACUAAAACUGGCAGUGUGAAGCUGAAGAAACCUGAUACUUCAGCAGCACCUGUCGCCACAGACCGAAUAAAGCCCCCAGUUUCUAGUAUCAGUCUCACAAACCCCAUACGCAAGCUCUCUGGGACCUCUACAAACUGCUCUUCCUCAAAUUCCUCUAACAGGACCCCAGUGUCAUCGCCGGGGGCCAGUCCCAAAAGCCCCUGUAAUCACUCGAACACUGCCAACUCCUCGCCACAUUCAAACAAUACCACGUCUAAGCUAAAGCGCACGUCCCCCAGCGAUGGAGAACAUGACACUGCUAAGGACAUUAAGUCACCUGAUGCAAAGAAAAAGAUUCAACAUAUCACAUGGCCAUAAUCUCUGAUGUCAUCAAGGACAGAUGAAUAACGCCAUUGACGUCAUCUGCUGGGUCUCUGUGUUGGCCAAGAAAGACACUCAUGAUGAGACAAGAUUGGUUCUUAUCACGCCUCAAGUUGUCACUCUCACCUUUACUUACCAGCCUCAGGAAAAGUGACGUGUGCAGUGUGACCCUCCUGUUCAUUUCACAACCAGGAAAUGCUUUGGCUUUAGGCUUGGUGUAGUGGUGAAGGAACUGACACAUUCCUAGCAGUUUUAUGUUGGACUGAUAAGAGUUUCCCUUUAGAAAUCUUUCUUGCAAUUAAUAAACUUUUCAGUGCACGUGAAUCAUGUUGAUAAAUCAAACCCACCUAGAGGAAAUAGAUGGACAUGCUCUUGAUGUGUUUUAGAGAUGUCUGCUGUGUUUUACUGACAUAGGAAUAUACUGAGUAACUGAAGAAAUCACUCCUUUCUCCAAUAAAGUGUUUGCAAGUUGAUCUGUGAUUUGGAUCGGAAUAGGCCCUUCCAAGUGGUUUGGCCAAUGUCAGGUAAAUCCCUUGAUAAUUUUGUAUUUAUAGCCCCCAUAAUGCAGUUGUGAUGUGUGUUGCAUCAUGCACUAUGUAUUUAAGUAAGAAGCAAAGUGAAGGGUGUUUCACAUGUCAGUGUUUUAGUGAAGGUUUUUCUAGGCAUUAUGAAUUGAGUUUUUAUUGAACUGCAUGGAAUGUUUCUCACUGACAACCAGCCUGAUGAAAUAAACGGCUGAGAUGAUU